Durusdinium trenchii is the source of this 1566-nucleotide messenger RNA. The record is from the annotation of a GenBank genome assembly. Lineage: Eukaryota; Dinophyceae; Suessiales; Symbiodiniaceae.
AUGUCGGUGCCACCAGAUGUGAAAGAGAAGGUCGAAGGUCUUCUCAGUACAGGAUGCACUCUGGGUGUGAACACCAGGUUGAACAUGAUCUUGGAGAUUCUGAAGGGCUAUGGACUGGUGUAUAGCACCACCAUUGUACCAAGGGAUGUCAUGGUGCAUCCAUGCAAUAGAGGAUCAUCAAUGAUCAACCAUCACGAUGCCCACCAGAAAGGCAGUGCAAUUUUACAAGCUGGAGUGAAAAGUGAUUUGUUGACUGCAAACAGCCUCUGUGUGGAACUGUCCACACUGCCUCAUGUUCGCUCACAGCAAAUUGAAGCCAACAAAAAGAUGGUCGCUUCAGCUGACAAUAUGCUGUCUCCUUUGCAUGGUACUGAGCGCUUUCUGAGCAUUGCUUCAAGCCAUUUCACACAGUGGCUCAGAGCUGUUGAGUAUGGAGCUUCCAACCCUGAAGGCAGGAAACUGACUGUCACAGCUUCUUUGAAGCCUUUGUUGGAGGAAGGGUGGCAGUGGUUGGUAAUCAAGGCUGAAGCAGAGCAGAUCUUUCCAACUCUGGCAUCAUUUGGAUCCAUGUCGAUGAAUGCCCAGAACACCAAUGCUCUGGCUGCAAGUGAGCUUGAAUGCAUGAUGCAGUUGAGCAGCCUUUACAAGUCAGGGAUGCAAAUGUCUGCAGCAAUCAGUGCUGUGGAGCAAUCUGCACCUGCAUGCAUGGCUUACCUCCAGGAUGUAGCAUUGUUUGUCAGGCUCUACGCUGGAGGAGAUGCUUUUCCACUUUUGAAGUGGCUGGAUUCAUUUUGCAAGGCAGAAGGUCGCAGCCUGCUGGCUGGAGAAGAAUGCAUGAACCUUCUUGCGCAUACUGACUUCAAGCUUGCAAGCACCUGCUGCAUGUUCCUCAGGAUUGCCAUUCUGGCAACUGUACUCACCAGUCCCAAGUCCAUGAAUGGAAUUUCCAAGCUCAUCUACCCCAGUGACUUCCAGAAGCUCAAGAGUCACAAGAAGCUCUCAGACAUUGAGACAAUGCUUAGUGAUGCUUGGAAGGCAUGCGAAGGGCUUCUACCACAGGUUUCUGCAUCCCAAGCCUUUGGGAACUUUUGCAGGCGCAUGAUUUUGCUAGCAGUCAUGAAGCAAAAGAAGGAUUCCUUUGAGUCCUUUGAAGAAGUGGUCCAGCAAUUUCAAGAUGAUCUCAAAGGGGUGAUGACCUUGAAGAAAUUCAAAAAGAAAGAGCUUCAGCUUUAUCCUGUGGGCUUUUGCAACAAGCCCAAAGACUCAGCAAAGGAGAAGGAGCGCUUUUGUGUGAAGUUCAAUGAGGUAAAGUAUGACCUCCUUCCCUUCAAGACCUUUUCCAACUUCGACAAACCCAAAGAUCCUGGAGUACUUUGUCCCUUUUGGCUUGUGGGAACCACUGAGGAUGAGAAUGAGGCCAACAUGAGCUUGGCUUACAUUGAGUACAAGGGUGCAACCAUCCCCAUUCUGGAGAACAAGGAUGUGAUUGGUCCAAAUACAUGGCUGACAAGGCCUUCAGAUGUGCUCAAAGCAGAGCUCCCUGCAAAGAAGCGGAGGAAGGCAUAG